UCAAGUGCCGGAAUCAUCAGAUCUAGUUCUAGAUUUCCCACUAUCCACCGUGAGAAAGAAUUCUAUAAGAUCACAUCACCAUCCACACAGUCAACUGCCGCCAUUGCAGUCAGUCACUAUGUCUUCCGACGAUCAGAACAACAACAACAACGCCCCCAACACCAACAACGACGUCAACGGUCCAAACGACAUGUCUCGCAACCGUCGUGCCUCUGUUUCUUCAACUGCCUUCACCAACCUCUUUCAACGCAGCAACUCUACAUCUGCCGGGACGCCAGCACUCCCCGGCCCCAUCGCCACAGCCAUGAAUGACCACCGUCGAAGGUUGUCGGUCUCUACAAUCGGUCUCUCUGGCACCUCCCCUACAACCAUGGCGACACCCUUUGGGCUUCGUCGCGGGAGCUUGUCCACCAACGGCUCCGAGUCUAUUGAUGAGAGUGCUAUUGAUGAAGACGAGGUUGGCGCCCCCAACUCCAGGACGGCCCCUGCUACUCCCUUUACGCGGCGGAUGAGUUUUGGUACGCAGGCGAUGCGUAACAUGCGAACCGGAAGGGGCACCAGCCCCGGCACCAAUGACCAAGGCUUCAACUGGUCUGAGCAGUUUAGGUCCCGCGCUGAAAGCACAGUUACUGGCUCGAGGCCGCAGUUCUCGUUCGGUUCUAGCGUGGGAACGUCCCCGCCACGCCCUGGCGGUGUAGGUCCCCAGCAUGACCGUGCCAAGUCCAUCUCCGAGAUGCCGGCGCCUCCCGCGCAGACGCCACAGGCUAGGUCGGAACCUCGGAAGCCAGAUGCGUUCCAGGAGCGUAUUCUCAAAGGAGAUUUCUACAUGGACUGAGUGCUCCAUGUGAUCCCCUCCUGGCUUGAGCCACGAUCGAGCCAAAAUGGUCACACCCAACCACAACGUCGGAAGAGAAGCGCCUUCUCUUUCAGAUGCCCCCGAGCCGAGUUUGAGAGUCCGCUGAGACAUUAGCCUAACUUGAACGACAAUACGGAAUACGCCUCGUGCCAUCUACGAGGGCCAAAUGGAAUCGUGUCGGGGUUUGCUUUUUCCCCCCCUGACACGGCCGCCCCGUUCACAAAUUCCUCAACAAAUAUGCCGAAUUAUCCACAGCCUCAAGUGCGGUGGGCUGGACGGAUUGUAUGAUUUGGUCUAUUGGGCUGUUCCUUGUACCUGAAUUCAGUUGUCCGGAACGCCGGAUUUUAGCCACUUUUGAUAACUAUGGGUCGUACGUUCUUCCUGGCCAUCAUCGCAAGAGGGCCAAAUGAGUAUUGGAAGUCAACUACGGUCACGAACAUGAUUGGUAGAAACAUAUUAGGAAAGAGAUGUCGACCAUCUCUGGAUGAGACGAAUCAAUGGGAUUACGGAUGAAAUGAACAAACAAGACAGAAUGAAUAAAAAGUAUGACCAGACAAACCCAAGGCCCCAGCACAGUUUCCUUGCCUUGACAUGUAAUACUUGGUUUAUGAAUGGAAGACUCGUGCGGGGUCGCU
Messenger RNA from Pyricularia oryzae 70-15, 1491 nucleotides. RefSeq lists its product as uncharacterized. The transcript has 2 exons. NCBI's taxonomy places the organism in Eukaryota, Fungi, Ascomycota, Sordariomycetes, Magnaporthales, Pyriculariaceae. Bases 119 to 835 code for a protein of 238 amino acids. The record is from RefSeq and is a predicted model, not a curated record.